Corylus avellana is the source of this 2294-nucleotide messenger RNA. RefSeq lists its product as uncharacterized. Gene Ontology annotation, biological process: chloroplast-nucleus signaling pathway; mitochondria-nucleus signaling pathway. Gene Ontology annotation, molecular function: protein binding. Lineage: Eukaryota; Viridiplantae; Streptophyta; Magnoliopsida; Fagales; Betulaceae. Gene Ontology annotation, cellular component: chloroplast. The record is from RefSeq and is a predicted model, not a curated record.
CUGCUAAGUCUACAAACUCUCUUGCUUUCUUCUUCAAUCAUUAUUCUCAUGUUAGGGUUUCUUUCCAUGCUCUUAAUUUUUAUUGUUAUUGUCGUAGUUUUAGUUCCACUUCUGCUAAAACUACCAAUAAUGGUAGAGAUAUUGUGGAAAGCCCCAAUCAGUUCUUGAAAACUGUGAGAGAUCAAUGCAGAUCUCGGAGCUUUAGGAAUCUUGAUGAAGCAUUAGGUGUGUUUGAUAGAAUGCUUCACAUGCACCCUUUGCCUUCCAUCGUGGAUUUUAAUCAAUUGCUGGGUGCAAUCGCAAGAAUGAAGCAUCACUCAACUGUUAUUACUUUGAUUAAAGAAAUGGAACUGUCAGGAAUUGCUCCCAAUGAUUAUAUUCUGAGUGUUUUGAUUAAUUGCUUCUGCCAUUUGAACCGGGUGGAUUUCGGCUUCUCUAUUUUAGCAAGAAUUUUGAAGCUUGGUUUUCAACCAGACUAUAUAAUUCUAAACACUCUUGUCAAGGGGCUUUGUCUUCAGAGUAAAAUUGUUGAAGCUGUGAAGUUGGUUAACAAAAUGGAGAAUAUAGGCUAUAAACCAAAUACAGUUACCUACGGAACAGUAAUGAAUUGUUUGUGUAAAAUAGGUAAGACCAAUGAAGCUAUUGGGUUGCUUAGGAAGAUGCAAGAAGGAAAUCUUGAACUUGAUGUAGUGAAGUAUAAUAUAAUCAUUGAUAGUUUAUGUAAGGACAGAUUGGUAAUUGAGGCUUUGACAUUUUUCUCUGAAAUGGUGAGUAAAGGAAUUCAGCCAAAUGUUUUCACUUACAGUUCUUUAAUUCAGGGCCUAUGUAAUUUUGGUCGGUGGAAGGAAGUAACUAAACUAUGGAAUGAGAUGGUGGAUAGGAAAAUCAUGCCAGAUUUGCAUACAUUCAUGGUGGACACGCAUGGUAAAGAGGGGAUGUUGAAAGAAGCAAAUAAAGUUUUUAAUGUGAUGAUUCAAACAGGCGUAGAGCCUGAUACAAUCACGUACAAUUCUUUGAUUGAUGGUUAUUGUUUGCAAAAUAGAAUGGAUGAAGCUGUCAAAGUAUUUAAUACGAUGGUUCGAAAGGGUUGUUCGCCUUCUGUUGUUAGCUAUAACAUAUUAAUCCAUGGAUAUUGUAAAGAUAAGAGAAUUGAUGACGCAAUGAGUCUUUUUCGUGAAAUGACUAUCAAUGGCAUGAUUCCCAAUGUUGUCACUUACACCACUCUUAUUGGCGGGUUUUGCCGAGUUGGGAGACCUAAGAUUGCACUAGAGCUGCUCCAGGAGAUGCAAGGUUGUGGCCAACAUCCCAAUGUCCAAACUUAUGCUAUUUUGUUGGAUGGCCUAUUUAAGAAUCUACACUUUCCAGAGGCAAUGGCAUUGUUUCAAGCAAUGGAAGACAAAAAGUUAGACCUUAAUAUUGUGAUUUACAACAUCUUGAUUGAUGGUAUGUGCAAUGCUGGGAAACUUACAACUGCAAGAGAACUCUUUAAUACUCUUCCUACCAAAGGCUUUCAAGCUAAUGUUCAGACUUAUACUAUAAUGAUCAAAGGGCUUUGCAAAGAGGGACUACUAAAUGAAGCGAGGGAGCUAUUUGAGAAAAUGGAGGAAUUUGGUUGUCAACCUAACCAUUUCACAUAUAACACAAUCAUCCAUGGCUUCUUGCAUCAUAAUGCAACUUCAUGGGUAGUGAAAUAUAUCCAAAUGAUGGUUGACAAGGGUUUCCAGGCAAAUGCGACCACGGCAACCAUUUUGAUCGACUUGUUGACUACUAAUCAGGCAGAUAAAACAUUACAAGAUUUUUUUCUAAAAUCUGUGUGAAAGAUUUCUAGUUCUUCAACGUUUAUGACAAAUUUGAUGUUCUAAACUUUACAGAGUUAGUCUGUAAGGUACAAACAUAUUUGCCGCAAGUCAUUAAGGGAUCUCAUGAUUGAAGGAACACUCUUGAAGGUCUAGGAGCUUGGUGGUUAUGUGUUGUUGAUUUUGUUUGAUGCUGCUGGAUAUUGGAAGUUGGAUGUUGGUGGUUAUGUGCUGUUCAGCUGGAUUAAUAGCAUUGAAGAAUCCUAAUGGUAACAAUCCAAAUGAGGAUGAGGGUGAGUCUGAGGAUGAGGACACGUAAGAGCUCCUUCGGUGACGGUUUUUGAAGGGUUAUUUGGACAUAUUUUGGUUGCUUUAGUGGACCAUUCUCCUGGAUAUUUAGAGUAUGUGAUGUAUUGAGCAAAUAUUUAGACAUAUAUAUGUUAUGGUUUUUUUUUUCAGUGUUUAACAGUGUGUUCAGACAAUGAUUAUGUUUUUAUU